UCUGGCACCCAAGCUAGACUUGAACUCACAGGCUCAAGCAAUCCUCCUGCUUCAACCUGCUGAGUAGUUGCAACUACAGCACUUGCAGGAUGAAGGCGCUCUCUCCCGUCCUCCUCCCUGUCCUGGGGCUGCUGGUACCCAGCCGGACACUUGCAACCAAGUCUCAUCCUGAAAUCCAACCUCAGUCCCAACCCCAACUCGAGAUCUCCAAUGCCCUAGGAAGUUUAUCAUGGGGAGCUGUCCUCCAGGGCAUGGGCCCACCUAGGUCUUUGCGGGAGUGGGUGGGAGGUGGGUUGGGAGGAGGAGCUUAUCUCCAAAUAGCCAGGGUGGGACAGCAGGAGGGCCAGAGGGGGCCGUUUGAUCUCAUAGCCCAUCCUUCGCUCCCUCCAACAGUUUCUGGGUUAUUAAGCAAGAUGAGCCUGGACUGCCAAACUGUAACCUUCAGGGGGGACCUGGCCACUUGCCCCGCAUGAGUGAGGAAGUCUGUCACCCAGGCUAGUUCUGUUCCGAGUCUUCUUAAGUUUCCGUCUCUACUUUUCUGGGGUCCUGGUCUGAAACCCCCACCUCCUCCGCCCACCCCAGCUCCGGGACCCUCGUGUCCAGGUCCCAGCUGCCUCUCCCUCUCUCCAUGCGUCGGGCGCGCACAUUCCCUGGUCCGAGCCUCCGGCCACCCAAGACACCCCCACCCCAGCAGCCUCGCAGCUCCGCAACUCCGGGUCCACGCUCUGUGGUUCGGGUCCUCAGGCUUCGCCAUCACCAGCUGCACGAGUGCCUCCACCGGUGGCUCGUAGGACGUACGCACCGAGACCACAUGCCAUUGCCAGUGCGCGGGCAUGGACCGGCCCGGAGCGCGCUGCCGCCGCCGGCGCGCUGCCACUGCAGCCUGAGAGCGCGUGCGCCGUACGGGCUGGGGCUGGGGCUGGAAAUAAACCGGGAGAU
Messenger RNA from Nycticebus coucang (slow loris), 939 nucleotides. It is a transcript of the gene RETN, whose product is annotated as resistin. The record is from RefSeq and is a predicted model, not a curated record. Gene Ontology annotation, molecular function: hormone activity. Lineage: Eukaryota; Metazoa; Chordata; Mammalia; Primates; Lorisidae. Gene Ontology annotation, cellular component: extracellular region.